Molecule: messenger RNA, 4080 nt
Organism: Uloborus diversus
Lineage: Eukaryota; Metazoa; Arthropoda; Arachnida; Araneae; Uloboridae
Product: dual specificity protein phosphatase CDC14C-like
Biological process (GO): cilium assembly; microtubule cytoskeleton organization; positive regulation of cytokinesis
Cellular component (GO): spindle pole; nucleolus; centrosome
Molecular function (GO): protein tyrosine/serine/threonine phosphatase activity; protein serine/threonine phosphatase activity
Source: RefSeq, a predicted model, not a curated record
AUGGAUACCGUCAAUCAAAGCAUCAUCGUCCAUGUGGCUGAAUUCAUUAAAGAUCGCUUUUAUUUCGCCACCAUUCAGGAUAAGAAAAGACCUAGGAUAUCUGUUACCCACCAUUACUUCAACGUCGACGAUGAGUUGGUCUACGAGAGCUUUUACGCAGACUUUGGUCCGCUAAAUUUGGCAAUGUUGUAUCGCUAUUAUUGCAAAGUCAACAAAAAACUGAAGUCCAGAACACUAGCGAAGAAAAGAAUUGUACAUUAUACAUCUACAAAUGGAGAAAAACGAACGAAUGCAGCAUUUCUAAUUGGUUCAUACAUGAUUAUACAACAUGGGAAAUCUCCAGAAGAAGCUUACAGACCACUCAUCUUUGGUGGAAGUCCUCCAUUUCUUUCAUUCAGAGAUGCUUCUGUUGGGCCUUCAACAUAUCACCUAGGACUUUUAGAUUGUUUUCGAGCUAUAAAAAAGGCCUUAAUUAAUGGUUUUUUCAGUUUUGAAAAUUUUGAUGUUGCAGAUUACGAGCAUUAUGAGAGAGUAGAAUCUGGUGAUUUAAACUGGAUAGUGCCAAAUAAAUUCAUUGCUUUUUGUGGACCUCAUCCGAAGAGUAAAAUAGAAAAUGGUUAUCCAUUACAUUCUCCUGAAUCAUACAUUCCAUAUUUUCGAAAGCAUAAUGUCACAACUAUAGUGAGGCUCAAUAAAAAGAUUUAUGAUGCAAAGAGAUUUUUAGAAAAUGGCUUUGAUCAUAGGGAUUUAUUUUUUGUGGACGGUAGUACACCAAGUGAUGCCAUAAUGAGAGAAUUUUUAGAAAUUUCUGAAAAAGCUAAAGGUGCUGUUGCUGUACAUUGUAAAGCUGGUCUAGGACGCACAGGAACUCUCAUAGCUUGUUAUAUCAUGAAGCAUUAUAGAUUCACUGCAGCCGAGGCCAUAGGGUGGAUUCGAAUAUGUAGACCUGGAUCUAUUAUUGGUCAUCAACAGCUAUGGUUGGAAGAGAAGCAGUCAUAUCUCUGGCUUCAAGGAGACAUUCACCGGUUAAGAAGAAGUCACUACAGCAGCGCUAAAAAGAAAGCUGCUGAAAUGAAACUGAAAAAUGAUAAAUCUCCUAUGAGAUCUAGUCUGGCUAUUCCAAAAGAACGAUUGGGCAAUAGUAUUUCCAAGCAGCCUGUCGUCAAUUACCUGAGUGUCAGAAACAGUUUGGAAGCUUUAGAUAACGAUACUGAAAGUAGGAUGUCUCAGAGCAACUUGAAAAACAACAAAGAUCACUUGAAUGGUGACCUUGAAAAAGAAUUCCAUGCUACUCAAGGGGAUGAGCUUAAUCUUAUCAAGGCCAAUAGGAGACAUCCACGAUCAGUUACUACUGGAACUCUUCAUUUGGAUGAAUUGCGAACUCUUCGUAGAACAAUCUCUCAACCUUUAAGGCAGAUUCCUCCUGGGGGUGUAGUUCAAGCUUCCACUUAUUUAUCUCCUACCAAACCAAUCAGGGAAUGCUCAAGACUGUUGCCAACACCUAGUCCCCUCAAUUCUCCCUCGCAUAGCAGAAAACUUAGUCAAAAUAAAAAUGUCUCCAAUGCAGCUAGUAAAAGCAAUUUGAAGAAUUCAUCAUCACCCACAAAUAGGCCUCCAAUGCCUAGAUGAUUUUUGAAGCUGGUUUCUUGAAAGCUAUGAACAAUAAUGUGCAUUUCCUUUGUUUCCAAGUGGAUUGACUUUUUGAUGGAAGUGAAUUCUAAGGUGCUUAUCAAAGUUUAUGGGAGAACAAAUGUCAUUUACAGUGCACUGACCUUACUUUUUUCACAUCAAAUUUCUCCCAAAUAAGUAUUGAAUUAUUUUUUCUAAUAAACAAUUUUAGCAAUUGUUACCUCAAAGGAAUUUUUAGAUUUUUGUUAUUCUUUACAAAUAGUUAAGUCAAUAAUAUUUCUAAUUCUAAGUUCUUGAUUGCACUAAAGAUACAUAAAAACAUUAUUUUCUCUAUUUUUUCCCUCUUGUCAAAUGUUUAUUAUGUUUUAGACAGUAUGGAAAAAAAUUGGUAUCAGUGACAACAAGAAAAAUUUGGUGAUAAAUUGCUAAUUAUAGAUAUGUUUUGUGGCCAGAGAUGGUGAUGAGAAAAUUCUUGGCCACUCAGCAUGAUUUAAAAAGGCUACUAAAUGAAGGCUUUUAUGUGAUUUUAACUUUACCCUCAUUUUGAUCAAAAUCUUUUUUUGUCCAUUGCACCCGAAUUUAUUUUGCUAUAUCAUUUAAAGAUCUUUAAAGACAUUUAAAAUGAAAUUAAUAAAAAAAAUAAUUGACCCAUACUUAAAAGUAAUUUUUAUGAAUUAAAAGAAAAUAUUUCAUUGUAAUGAGACAAGAGAGAGACGAAAAUCAUUAAAACAUUCAUGCGAUCGCAUCAAUUUUGAAAUUUCAAGUCAAGAGCUUUUGAGAUAUGGAAUGCAAAAUACGUACAAGUUUAACAGGUGUAAAUCUUUUUGAAGCUCAUUGUUGAAUCGUUGUAAAUACUAUAAUUGAUCUACAACUGGAUUGUACAUCAGAUAAGGAAUUUAAUAUAGUUUAUUUUUUUGUAUAACAUAUUGCUUUAUGAUUUGUGUUAUCUUAAAUACUAUAAUAAUAAGAUCUUUCUGCUAUAUGGAUUGCUUUAAAAAACUUAAAUUCUUGCAUGAUUGGGAUGUUUUUGCUUAUGGAUGAAAUCUUAAAAAUUCCUAUUUUUACUGUAGUUGCCUUUUUUGUCUUGUCACGGGACAAUUAAAAGAUAUAAUAAUGAAGUGAACCAGUUGCCAUGCACAUAAGUUAGGAAAAUAAAAUAAAUCAAAUCGUGAGUAAGUUCAAAAAUUGUGACCUGAAAAAUAAUAACUUACUCAUGCAGAGCAUGAUUUUGGUAGAUAAAAUUCAGAAGUUAUAGAAUUUUUGUUAAUCUGCUACCUCUUUUUCCCAUUGGUUGACACUGAAACUUGAACUGGUAUCAUUUACCAAAGGACAGAAAGAUUUGUACUGAAUAAAUAUAAUAAUGGAACUCAUUGAUAAUGUAAAGACGAUGUUUUGCCUGGUGAAGGUACUGCGUUUAAAGUAAUCGACAAAGAAUGUAUCAAUUAUUUAUGUUACUGAAAUUAGUAGAUGACUUUAUCUUGAUGAUAUAAUUUGUAGAUUUAUGAUUGUUACGUUUCAUAUACAAAUGCUUCAUUGCUUUUUUUCUACCUUUAGUUCUAAUUUAGGAGAAAGAAAUAGAAAAAUAGUUUUUUAUUUCUAAAUUUUGUUUGAUUUAUGGGAAAAAGAUAUUUACAGCAAUGCAAUUUGGAGCUCUGUGUUCAAGUUUUCUUGAUUUGUUUUAAGUGAAUUUUUUGAGAAUAUUAAAAUUUUCAUGUUCAAUGUGUCAGCGAAAUGUUUGCACAAAAAAUGUUUUUGCUGCUUUUCGGUGUGUAACAACUAUGCAAUCUGAUCUUUUUCAUGCACUAGAAUGGUAUACUGUGUGAUAAUUUUUUAAAUGUUAAAUCUAGUCAACUUUCGAUAACUCAGAACCUAAUAUCUCUAAUGCUAUCUUGAAGUUUUUAUUGGGUACUCUUUAGAUGGCUGUAGGAACUUCCCUUAGCAAGAAAGUUAAAGCUGGGCCUUUGAGACUUCAAGUUAUUGAGAGUUGACAUUUUUAUCGAACAAUAUAAGUAAAUGCAUUGUGCAACGAGUUGAACUAUGUAUAAUAUAAACAUGAAUCAAAAAUUGUAGAAGCAGUUUGCAUUGGUUCAGUACAUAAUGAAUUAUUUUAUAUCUGGAUUAGUUUUUGUAUAAAGUUGAAAAUAUGUGUAUAUAUGUUGUAUAUGUUUUAUGUUUCAUAACACUACAUUGAUUUUUUUGUUCUAGAUUCUAGAAUUGUUCAAGAAUUUUUCUUAAAAGUUGUUAAACAUUAACAUCUUGUAAAUGCUACAAUAAUGUUAAUUACCGACGGCUUCUGUCUAAUAAUGAAGAUACCAAUAUAUGUAAAGUGUUACAUCUUUGUACAGUUUUUACAUGAAUUUUCUCACUGAUAACUUCUAAUGUAUAAUGUGUUACAUUUUAUUGAAAUUUAUUGAAGAAAAACAAAAUAAAUUGCUAUUUUACUUUUGUAAA